GCUCAUAUCGAACAUCAGCUGAUUGUGGGAGAAAUUUUUAAUAUUCGCAGUUUUAAAAACAAUUGUAAUUAAUGAUCGACGCGGAGGCACUGGAAAGCGAGAGGGUCAAGCUGAAGCGGGAUGUUGCGGAGCUGCGGGCCACCCUCAACAGAAAGGAGCAAUGUCUACGCGAACUGGAGGCAGCCAUAGCCGCCGGUGAGGAUAGCGAUGAGGCGGAGGAGACGACGUCCAAUGACAUGGCCACACACAUAGAGACCCAACUCUCCAACGACGACAUAGCCCGAUAUAGCCGACAGUUGAUCCUCCAGGACUUUGGAGUGCAGGGCCAGUUGAAGCUGAAGAACAGCUCCGUGCUGAUUGUGGGUAUGGGAGGAUUGGGCUGUCCGGCCGCCCAGUACCUGGUGGCAGCCGGAUGCGGACAUCUGGGACUCAUCGACUACGACGAGGUGGAACGCAGCAACCUGCAUCGACAGAUCCUGCACUCGGAGCACCGCUGCGGCAUGUCGAAAGCAGAGUCCGCAAGGAUUGCGCUGCUGGAACUGAAUUCGCACUGUCAGAUCCGCUGCCACUCGCGGCUGAUCAACAGCAUCAAUGCCAUGCACAUUAUACGGUCGUAUGAUGUGGUUCUGGACUGCAGUGACAAUGUGGCCACGCGUUACCUGCUAAACGAUGCCUGUGUGAUGCUGCGCAAGCCCCUGGUCUCUGGUAGUGCGCUCAAGAUGGACGGACAACUGACCGUGUAUGGCUAUGGGCAGGGUCCUUGCUACCGGUGCAUCUAUCCGGUACCGCCGCCACCCGAAGCGGUCACCAAUUGCGGCGAUGGCGGCGUUCUGGGCGCCGUCACAGGAAUCAUUGGCGCCAUGCAGGCCCUGGAGGCCAUUAAGGUGAUAAUCGGCUUGGGCGAUGUGAUGUCUGGGCGUCUGCUCAUCUUCGAUGGCAGCAGCUGCAUGUUCCGCAAUAUCCGGAUACGCACCAAACGACCCAACUGUCACGUGUGCUCUGCCCAGCCCCUAAUCACGGAACUAAUCGACUACGAGAUGUUCUGCGGAAUGCAUGCCACUGACAAAGACAAUCCCCUGGACCUACUGGAGCCGGAUCAGCGUCUGGAGGUCAGGGAAUACCAUCAGACGCUACAGAAGCAGCCACAUCUGCUGCUCGAUGUGCGGCCGCCGGCAGAGUUCGAGAUUUGCCAGCUGCCCAGGUCCAUCAAUGUGCCAUUGAGUGAAAUCCUAGACGACAGCUACCUAAAACGCUUCACCAAACAGCUGGAGGACAAAGAGUUUCCCAUUAUUCUGCUCUGUAGGCGUGGCAACGAUUCACAGAUCGCUGUUCAGCAUAUUAGAAAUCGAUUUCCCGCACAUUCCAUUCGGGAUCUGGUUGGAGGACUGCAUGCGUGGACAGGCAGUGUGGACGCUACUUUUCCUAUUUACUAAUCCCAAGGACUACAUGCAUUGCACAUAUAUUUUGUUCCCGAUUGAAGUGUACAGUUUUCCCCCUAUUUUUCCACUUAUUGUUGGUAUAAAUAAAUAAAAGACAAGCUUAAAUAUGUAAAUUG
Messenger RNA from Drosophila obscura, 1555 nucleotides. It is a transcript of the gene Uba4, whose product is annotated as adenylyltransferase and sulfurtransferase MOCS3-2. NCBI's taxonomy places the organism in Eukaryota, Metazoa, Arthropoda, Insecta, Diptera, Drosophilidae. Gene Ontology annotation, cellular component: cytoplasm; cytosol. Gene Ontology annotation, molecular function: adenylyltransferase activity; URM1 activating enzyme activity; thiosulfate-cyanide sulfurtransferase activity. Bases 72 to 1433 code for a protein of 453 amino acids. The record is from RefSeq and is a predicted model, not a curated record. The transcript has a single exon. Gene Ontology annotation, biological process: protein urmylation; tRNA wobble position uridine thiolation.